AUGAUGAUGCUAAGAAGAUCAUUAUUGAUUGGUGGCGGAAGAACACCAGCACAGCUGUAUCAAGGCGCAAUCACAUCGAUUCACAUCAGUGGUAGAGCAAGAGCAAGCAAGAUCCCAGACUAUUUGAAGAAGGACGAUGACUUUGCCGACGACGAUCAGGGCGAGCCAGAGACGACAAUCUCAAAGGCAUCAAUGGACAAGAUCAAACAGAGAUUCACAGCAGCCUUCAAGCGACCAGACAUCACCAAGCAGGCACCACCUACCGAGGAGGAGGAGGCACUGCGUCUCUCAAUGUAUCAUUACGAGCAAUACCGUCAGAAGUUGCUCGACAAGAAGGAUGCUGAGGAGAAGCAAAAGCUACACUAUCAAUGGGAAGCAGUUGCCGAACUGCCAGAGGAUCUGAGGAAGACUGCGAUGUUGGUCGAUACGCAUGAUGAUGCACCCGAUUGGAUACCAUUCUGGACGACGACACCUCCAUCCAAAGACCCUCAAUCAAAGAUCGUGUACAAGAAGAAGGAGAAGCCCAAGAAGCGUUCAGAGGAGUUGCUCACAGGCAACCUGUUC
This is a messenger RNA of Acytostelium subglobosum LB1, 564 nucleotides long. RefSeq lists its product as hypothetical. Lineage: Eukaryota; Evosea; Eumycetozoa; Acytosteliales; Acytosteliaceae. The annotation marks the transcript as partial. The record is from RefSeq and is a predicted model, not a curated record. The transcript has 2 exons.